Messenger RNA from Bufo bufo (common toad), 983 nucleotides. Its product is annotated as protein kinase C delta type-like. The transcript has 7 exons. The record is from RefSeq and is a predicted model, not a curated record. Gene Ontology annotation, molecular function: ATP binding; protein serine/threonine kinase activity. Lineage: Eukaryota; Metazoa; Chordata; Amphibia; Anura; Bufonidae. Gene Ontology annotation, biological process: protein phosphorylation. The coding region runs from base 186 to 983 and encodes 265 amino acids.
UCAAAAACCUAGUCGAGGACAGCGGUGUUCGGCCAACCUGCUCUAGAAGCACAAUCUCCGAUACCAUCAGGAAGAGAUUAAUUUUCCAUCAUGUGCUCGGGCAGGGAAGUUAUGGUAAGGUCGUCUUGGCGGAGGAUACUUCUAACCAUCAGAAGUAUGCUGUUAAGAUCAUCAGCAAGAGAUCCAUGCUUGCCAACUGCAAUGAGGCGGAUGUGUUGGUGGAGCACCGAGUCUUACAGCUGGCAUCUGGGAGCCCCUUCCUUGUCCACGCGGACUUUGCAUUCCAGACCAAGAUGCUUGUUCUACUUGGUCUGGAAUACAUGAGCUGCGGGGACUUUGAUCAGUUCCUAAACAUGAAGGGGCGGCUUGACAUCCCCAGUGCAAGAUUCUAUGCCGCUGAGCUCGUGUGUGGCAUCCAAUAUCUCCAUUCUAAGGGCAUCAUCCACAGAGACCUCAAGCCCGAGAACAUCCUGGUGGCUGAGACGGGCCAUAUUAAGAUCACGGAUUUCGGUCUCGCACUUGAGAACAUGCUUGGAGACCGCACAGCCACCGAAUAUGCUGGAACAGAAGGCUAUGUGGCUCCUGAGAUGCUGGCUAAGGAGGAGUAUGGCGUUGGAGUGGACUGGUAUUCAUUUGGCGUCAUCUUAAAUGAAAUGAUUACCAGUAAGUGUAAGUACGAUCCUACACAAUUUGACAUCACACACUCCAGCGCCGAAGACAUCAUUAAAGAGCUCCUCCAGAGAGAUCCUGCCAAGCGCUUAGGAGUCCAUGGUAACAUCAGAGGCCAUAAUUUCUUCCAGCAUAUUGACUGGGUCUCUGUGGAAGCCCUUGAGAUGCCACCACCACACAUCCCUGUACCAUCUAUACCUCAACGCUGUCCCAAACCAUUCAACCUGGGCAAAAUGGAGGCAGCCGCCAAGAAGCGACGAUUGCCACUGAAACAUCAGGCCAUUUUCAGAGGGUUAUCAUUUGUCACCCAGUAA